Brachypodium distachyon (stiff brome) is the source of this 1388-nucleotide messenger RNA. RefSeq lists its product as uncharacterized. The transcript has a single exon. Lineage: Eukaryota; Viridiplantae; Streptophyta; Magnoliopsida; Poales; Poaceae. The record is from RefSeq and is a predicted model, not a curated record. The coding region runs from base 337 to 1146 and encodes 269 amino acids.
CCCCGUCGCCCGGCGCCCAUUGGCUGGCUGGAGCGCGGUUUUGCCGCGGGGAUUAAUCCUAGCAGCGGCCGCAGCGAAGCUAGCAACUCCCGCCCGUUUUCCCGGCCAUUGACCACGCCACCACGCGAUUUUAGUAGCAGCAGCUGCGCCGUCCCAUCGCGAUUUUUUACAAUAGUCACCAACCCAAGGUUGUUCCCGCUCCCGGCGAACGUGGAUUGUAUAUAAGCCGAGCAAGACGGGACAAACCCGAAAAGGCGAAUCGAUCCAUCAGCCCAUCACGUCCAGCAGUCCAGCUGAUCAAGCAAGAAGUCGAUAGUUUGCCAAUCAAGCAAAGCAAUGGAGAGGAAGCCGAAGCACGCGAGGACGAGGAGCGCGGGCGGCGCCGCCGGGGUCUUCGCGUCCUUCCUCAGGUCCACGGCGGCGUCCUUCUCCUCCUCCUCGACGAACUUCGCCGCGCCCCGCACCGGCACCGGCGGAGGCAAGUCGUCGUUCAACCACCGCAACGCCUUCUCGGGCCCGAUGGUCUCCAUCGUCCCGCCGGAGGCCCGCGGCGGCGGGAGGAGGGGGAGCAAUAAGAAGAACAGCGGGUACAGGACGCCGGAGCCGUCGUCGCCCAAGGUGUCCUGCAUCGGCCAGAUCAAGAGGAGCAAGUCCAAGUCACAGAAGACGGCCAAGAAGGCGGCGGCUGCGUGCUGCGGGAAGGACGGCGGCGCCUGCCCGCUGCCGCCGAGGCCGCCGACGGGGGCGUCCGGAGCCAGGCCGAAGAGCUCGCUCGUGAAGAGGAUGUCCUUCUUCCGCCGGAGCAGGUCGCGCUCGUCUUCCAGCAAGCCGAGCGGGAGGGGGAGCACCGCGGUGCACGCCGCGGCUCCGGCCCCGGCCCCGGCGCCGGCGCCGGGGGCAGGGCUGGGGCACAUGAAGCGGUUCACGAGCGGGCGCGCGGCGUUCCAGGACUUCGACUGGAAGGAGGCGGAGAGGAGGGGUUCUGAUGACGAAGACGAAGAGUACUCGUUCGUGGACGACGGGUUCGUGGCGCAUUCGGCGCCGCUGGUGCUCGGCGGCGGCGUGGUGGCGUCGGAGCCCAGGAAGGAGGUGAACCUGUGGCGCCGCCGCCCCAUGUCUCCUCCCACGCCGCUGCAGCUUCCUUGAAACCUUCAUGAAUCGUACGUGUCAAUGGCUCAAUGCCUACGCCUCUGCGCCAAAUGUGUGUCCGUUCUUUAGUCUGUACAGUCGUUUACUUCUCUGUGAUGCUUAUAGAAAGCGUCGUUCAUUGAUUUUGUUCUGUAAAUGUGGUGCUCGUCUUAGAGGAACUAAAGAUGUACAGAGAGUCAGAGAGCCAAGGAAAACGAUCCCAUUUUGAUCUGUAAAAUCAUGCCUGUUCUUCAUGUGUC